UUGAAAGCUGUCUCCUCUCACUCACUCACUUCACGCUCGUUCUAUCUGUCUUCCUAACCUCUCAUACCAACAUGAACUCGACUGGCGCUGGCGCGGUCGUCAAUCCGUUUUUCCUCCUCGGCCGCGGCGUCCAAAAGAAGGAAAGCGUCGCUUUCACCUUCGUCUACGCCCUCUUCCUCGUCCUCCUAUGUCUCCGCCUCGCUGGCCGGCCAAAGUUCUGGCUCAUAUACAUCUUCGUCGUCCUAUUCACCGGCUCGCGCGUCGCGACGUUCAUUGUGCGGUGGCUCCUCGCCGACGCCUCUCCGAGCGAUGACUCUUACAAGAUCUUGCUCAUCAUCGCAGGCGUUUUUGUUGUGGCCGGCUUUCUGUUCCUCGUCGAGGCCGUCUUAAGCCUCCUCUUUGAGUGGUUCUGCAUCUUACGGGAGGUCGACAACCCCCGUUUGCGCCACAUCAUGAUUCCCAUUCGGCACAGUGUCGUUUUGGGCAUCUCUAUCCUUGGCAUUGUCGGCGCAGUCCUACAGAUCACCGCACUUGAUUCUCUGAAUCUUCGGCAGUUUGAUGUGGCCAAAGCCCUCCGACAGGCGAGCGGUGCGCUUUUCAUGGUCGUAUCGGCUCAUCUCAUGCUCUCCCCUUUGGGCCUGUUGCUCAUGUAUAACCCGAUUGCGGUGAAGAGAGCGAUCCCUACCGCUGUCAUCUCGAUCUGCGGGACGGCACUCAUGUUGGAAAGCCUAUUCCGCGUCGUUGCGGCAAGCGUGACGUCUGGAUGGUUCCUGACCCAGAACGCGCUCAACAUCCUGCUCUUCAUGCCGGAGGUGGUGGUCCUGCUGGCCUUUACACUGCUGGACAUGGAUGACCUGCGCAAUGUCGGCUUGGUGAGCUGUACGAAGCACGGCUACGAUUCCACGCCUUCGGCAAGUACCAAAGGCGCGGAUGCAGAGGCGCAUCAAAUGGGGGCCAUGCAUUGAUAGCAUGAUAGAGUGAUUGUAGCUAUUCAUGGACACUGAGGCUGAGAUGUGAUGGAAAGCGGUGUCGGAGGAGAUAUACCGGGAGGCGCGUGCUCCAGGGGUGAUGCGUCAUUUUGUGGCCGCCGCCGCCGCCGCAUUCUCUGUUGUCGUCAUUCC
Molecule: messenger RNA, 1121 nt
Organism: Cutaneotrichosporon oleaginosum
Lineage: Eukaryota; Fungi; Basidiomycota; Tremellomycetes; Trichosporonales; Trichosporonaceae
Source: RefSeq, a predicted model, not a curated record